AUGAUUCAAGUAUUGCAUCAUCCAGGAUUGGUUGUAUUGAAAUACAUAGUUCUGAUUGCAUGCCAGGUGAAAUGGGCAUGGGAUUGCCUUAUCGUUCAUUUCUUCUUUCAGCCUCGUGGAAUAUUUGAAACACCAGAGUAUAUUGAUGACCUAACUAUACCCAGUUAUGAAAACUAUAAUCAUGAAGAGUGUGGGGAUUCAUCAGUAGAGUGUGCUGUUUGCUUAUGCAGAAUUGAUGAUUGGGAUGAGGUUAUAGAGCUGAGUUGCAACCAUCUUUAUCACAGAGUUUGCUUAGAAAGGUGGUUAGGAUAUGGUCACAGAACGUGUUCACUCUGCCGGUAUAACCUAAAGCCGCCACAACUGGUAGCGGAACACCAUCUACUCGAAGAGGUGAUACUAAUCAACUUCUGCGCCACCAGAUCAAGGGACGACCGCCGUACCUGGUGGCUACGCUAG
Fraxinus pennsylvanica is the source of this 456-nucleotide messenger RNA. Lineage: Eukaryota; Viridiplantae; Streptophyta; Magnoliopsida; Lamiales; Oleaceae. The record is from the annotation of a GenBank genome assembly.